Messenger RNA from Vitrella brassicaformis, 1267 nucleotides. NCBI's taxonomy places the organism in Eukaryota, Vitrellaceae. The record is from the annotation of a GenBank genome assembly.
CGAAAGCUGAAAAGGCGGUUUUGGACAAGCAGAAGGACCGGAGGAGCUCCCUCGCUCAUAUCAAGUCGCGUGCCGUGAGGCACUGACUGCCUGCAGUGAGGAGGAGGAAACGACCAAUGCUCUCGUUCAUUCCCUGCAGGCUGCAUUUGAGCCAGUGAGUGUUGCCAGUACCCACAGACCCCCAGCCGACACGACCACGGCAUCGACACCGACCCCAUGGGUCGGGGGCGAUUCAGAGGGGACAUGCACGCUGCACACUGCCUGCAGCCAGGCAGACGAGGGAUGCAGCAUGGAUGGAUGGAUGGAGAGGAGACGACAGAGCGUCGUCGCGUGCCGUGCCGCGCCGUGCCGUGCCGUGUCAGCCAGUCGCAGAAGAAGGGACGAAGCCAGGGCUACCGACUCCACCGCCCUCUCGCGAGAGGGGAGGCGCCCCGACGGAAGAAGAGGAAGGUACGAAAAUCACCAUGUUGAUAUCCUUGUGUGUCGUCUCUGCAGAGGGCGUGACUCUGUCUGGUCACAAGGGCUAUGCGAAGGGGGCGUUGGAAGGGGGCGAGGACAACUGGGGACGAUACGAGAGGGUCAACCCCCAAUUCGGCUGCAGCCACGACGACAAAUCCACCACCAACUUCUGGCUUGGAGAAACAUGUGAGCAAACGACACAUUGGCCUCUCAACGGAGACAUCAAUGCUGGUCUGUCUGUGUUGUCAUGUGGUCAGAUCCGGAGGUGGAGAAGCACUGCGGGCCGCGUUUCUUUUACGAGCGUCGGGAGGGUCUUGGGUGCAAGGCCGACAUCCUGCGGGUGCAGGAGUACCGGUCCUUCAACGAGAACUUGUGUGAGGCCGAGUGCAGCCUCAACCCCAUGUGCAUGGCGUACUCUCUCAAGGUGGGGGACACCGACCCACCGUCAUACCAUGUGUGUCAGGUUGACGCGAGCAACAGCAGCAAGGUCUUGUGUCGUCUGUGCAAGUUCACGAGCCCCGAACACUUCAACCGGGAGGACCACACCUUCGCCGGCCUCAAGAUGCGCCACCCCCAUGACUACCCCCACCCAUCACAUCCGCCCGUCCCAUGCGGACCGCCAGACGGCUGCUUCGUCCAGGCCCAGCGGUCCGAGGGCGGCCCGGGGAAAGCCUGCGACCACAAGAUGGCCCCUUCGGUGAGGGAGGCGGACGGCAUCAGCGAGCAGGUGGCCGUGCAUCUCGUCGACGUGGCCUCCAUGAACAGACACGUCAAGAACACACACGACCCCAUUGUUGACAUACUCUGC